Messenger RNA from Aspergillus clavatus NRRL 1, 744 nucleotides. RefSeq names its product putative NADH-quinone oxidoreductase Pst2 (gene pst2). The record is from RefSeq and is a predicted model, not a curated record. The coding region runs from base 1 to 744 and encodes 247 amino acids. Gene Ontology annotation, molecular function: NAD(P)H dehydrogenase (quinone) activity; FMN binding. The transcript is spliced from 5 exons. Lineage: Eukaryota; Fungi; Ascomycota; Eurotiomycetes; Eurotiales; Aspergillaceae.
AUGGCUCCCAAGGUUGCUAUCGUCUACUACUCGAUGUACGGCCACAUCCUCAAGCUGGCCGAGGCUGAGAAGAAGGGUAUCGAGUCUGCCGGUGGCCAGGCCGAUAUCUUCCAGAUCGCCGAGACCCUCCCCGAGGAAGUCCUCGCCAAGAUGCACGCCCCUCCCAAGUCGGACUACCCCGUCAUCGAUGGCGAGAAGCUCAAGGAGUACGAUGCCGUCCUGUUCGGUAUCCCCACCCGUUACGGCAACUUCCCUGCCCAGUGGAAGGCUUUCUGGGAUAGAACCGGUGGGAUCUGGGCCACCGGUGGCUUCUGGGGCAAGUAUGCUGGUCUCUUCGUCUCCACUGGUACCCUCGGUGGUGGCCAGGAGUCGACAGCCAUUGCUGCCAUGAGCACCCUCGCCCACCACGGCUUCAUCUACGUUCCUCUCGGCUACAAGACCGUCUUCCCUCAGCUGUCGAACCUGGAGGAGAUCCACGGUGGUAGCGCCUGGGGUGCUGGUACCUUCGCCGGUGCCGAUGGUUCCCGCCAGCCCACCGCUCUUGAGCUCUCCAUCGCCGAGGCUCAGGGCAAGGCCUUCUACGAGACCGUCGCCAAGCCUGUUGCCGCGUCGCAGCAGGCCAAGACGGAGGCAACUCCCAAGCCUGCUGAAAAUGGACAGGGCAAUGGACAGGGUACACAAGGAGCACAGAAAGAGAAGAGCAACGAGGGACCCUGUGGGCUUCCCAAGUGCACUAUCUCCUGA